Messenger RNA from Parnassius mnemosyne (clouded apollo), 270 nucleotides. NCBI's taxonomy places the organism in Eukaryota, Metazoa, Arthropoda, Insecta, Lepidoptera, Papilionidae. The record is from the annotation of a GenBank genome assembly.
AUGAGAGUAAGCGCGCUUGUCUUACUCUCAGCACUCGCUGCGGUGUCGUCAGUGUCGGGAUACAACAUUCUGUGUAUGUUCCCGAUACCAUCACGGAGUCACUCGCUCUUGGCUAAAGGCAUUGUCAAUGUCCUCUUGGAGGCUGGCCACCAGGUUACAUGGGUUACGCCGUUUCCAGAGAAGUCAUCGCAUAAAAAUUUGAAGCAAAUAGAAGUGAGCACUACUCGCGAUCUUGUUGCUUGUAAGUUACUUACUUUAAAAUUAAAGUGA